AUGACGAAUCCACAGCAUCAGUGCCAUGGGGUCCUUGCGCAAGCCAUUUGUGACGCGGACCCGGCUGCGCAAAUUUCGCCAGAACUAGUCCAUCAUUUGGCGACCAGAUUAGAACCGCUCUUCAACCAAAGGGUUGCUGUUUUCGGCCGGGAAAGCAAAGCUCAAGAAUUGGUGCCGCAGCUUGUUGCUUGCCCUGGGUGCGGAGGACGACUUGCUGAAUGUCGGAGCUCCGCUGCUGCAGCUAUCGUCGUAGAUCUGUCGGGUUUGGUCCAGAAACAACACAUUCCACUGAGAUGUCGGCGAUCCUCCUGUCCAGACUUUGGUGUGCUGCUGUGGUACAACUAUACCGUGCGGAGUGGGUGCCAUCAUUUUGCAGGAGAGCUACCUGAGUUGAACUGCUUCAUGUUGUCCGCCACCUUCGGCUUCAGUGUCCCCUGGUUGCAACAGUUUCACGUACGCAUGGUGAGGCAACAUGCGUCUUUCACAAGUGAAGCAGAUGUGCUCGGCGCGCAGGCAGCUUACAAUUCCCAGCUCCAUCUCUUACCAACAGCUCGAUUGCGGCUUCUCAUUAGCCAGGGGUGGUUUGCUUGGCGUCUCCUCACCCGGGUGCACCAAAGCAAUUUGGACCUAGCAUCUUUUGAUUUCUUGCGGCCCAUGGAGGACAUGAUUGGCUUAUUCUUGCCGCAGUUGCAAAGAGAAUUUGGCAGGACUACCUUGGAGGAAGCCCAAAAAGCCACGAUGCGCUGUGACGUUGUUGUGCUCGAUGGCAAUGCAAAAAAUCGUCGAGCUGUUUGCGGAGCCUCAUUGGCCGGAGAAACUUUUUCCAAGGAAUUGCGCCGGGCGGAAGUGACCAUUCUUCAGCACAAGCUCAUCAAUGACGGACAGUGCUUGAUGGUCUUGCUGAAAGAGACUGUGGAGCCUCAAAGAGAAGCUUGGGUAUCCGAUUCUGCAGUUCCAGCGUCUGUCCUGUCCAACUAUUUGCAGCAAGUGGGCGAGGCGAAGUUGAAACCCAGCAAACGCCCACGGCGAGAAGAGGAGGCAGACGGCAGAGGCGGCUCUUCCUCAUCGCUUGGACCUUCGAUGCUUGCGAGUUUAACGUUGCAAGAGAUUGGGCGCUCAUCCGACCCAACAGAUUUGCAGUGCGUGACUUGCUGCACACACAAGGAAGGCAGCGCUGCUCAAAGGCAGCUUGCCAAAUCUGCUGGAAUGUUGUGCGCGUGUUUGUCUGAGGGUUUGAUUUUGCACACGCAAGAAAUCUACGGCUGUGAGUCGUUGAGCCAGAGAUACCUAUGUCUGGCGUCUGUGAAAGCCCUCUUGCCGUCCCUUCGCGUGGUGGUCCACGAUGAUGCUUGCCAUUUGCACAAGUACGAUUCAGAAGCUGCUGCCCAGAUAGCCCCGCCAGAGAUGAAGUACGUGUGCGACAAGUUCCACAUGGCUGGCCAUACCGAUGCUUGGUGUAAAGAGACGUUUCUGGGGCCCUUGUCUGGAGCCCACGAAGACAGACAGUACAUCCCUGCCAUGAAUUUGAUGUGGGAUGAAGUGGACAAGUGCUUCGACCCAAGCUACAUCCUUGGAGAAGCUGGGCACCGCUUCUGCCAAACAUACGCUGUUAGGGCAGCCCAUGCAGAAUUUCCUUACGCCCUCCACUGCUUGUCGCUGAUGUGUGCUCUUGUGAACGGUGCCAAAGUGGCUGUCUUUGCUACCUCGCCAUCGCCUUUGACGUUGGUUGCAAUUAAUGUCAACUACGCCCAGACGAGAAAAUCAUCCUUGACAGGACAUGCAGAGGCUUGUGGGCAGGAGUUGGACGCAGUCAUCUUGACGAACGCGGAGUCCAAGCUGGCGACAUAUUGUGUGGAAGAAGGCGCUCCUGCGCCAGUGCAGCACAGGUUGAAGCCGAAGCUAUUCUCCGCAAUGGUUGCCAGCGCAACACCUGAGGAGUGGUUCCAUCGAUGCUCGGGCGAUUGGAACCAGGUCCGAAAUGCUGACAAGUUGCCCGGAGACUGGUCUGGCCGAUGCUGGUUUGGCUUGCUGGGGAAUUUUGAUGAGGCCUACGACUUCCUGCUCAGCUUGGGUCUCUUGUCCGAUGGGCCUGCAUCCAAGGAGAAAGCCAAGGCAAGGGUGAACCCGUACCAGAGUGCCUUCAACAAGCUCUUGCAGUUUGGAACCAGCGCUCGCGCCACGAAAACGAAUGGGAGCUAUGGAGAGAAGCUUGCUAGAACCGUUAGCAUGGGGAUCACUUGCAAUAUGCACCCUGCGCAAUACAUCCCUAUGGAAAGAGGUGAGGUUGGUUGCCACGCAGCUUCCACCAAAGAACGGUUUGUCAUCUCCACUGGCCGCCCUGUGCAGCCGCAUGAAGACAUGCCGGCAGAUUUCUGUUGCCCUCCAGGACAGGUGUUCUGCGCGAUGGGUGUUGUGUUAAAGCGUUUUGGAUUCUGUAAAAUCUGCUCACAUUCUUUGCUGGAUUUGCUUAGCGCAGGAGUUUCCCGGCACCGAUGGGUUCCUCUCACAGCCGAAAUUGCGGCACUGCUGGGCAUAGCCAAAGAGGCUGCUUCGCCAGAUGCCGCUGCUCAGGAGUGGAAAGACGUUGGCCUUGAAGAUGAAAAAGCAGUGCAGCUCACCCAGAAUGCAGCGGGCGACUAUGUCCCAUCAGAAGAUGGGUACCCUGUGAGGCUCUUGGAUGGCAAGAUGAGCCGCCUACGGUUCAAACGUUCUCCUGCGUCGACGUCUGGGUUUGAAGCUCAGUGGCGCGUUGCCAACAGAAGCUUUGCCAUUCCAGCAGAGUGCUCCCUGACGGCCGCUGUCUCCCGAGUCACUGCCUACUUCGACCAACCUCACCAAGUCAUUGCCCUCACUCCGGAGGCGGAGUCUUGGCACAUGUCCUACCAAGGUGGAAUGAAUGUGCAAGCCCAUCUGUCUCGCGAAUCAGGGGAUGUUCAGGGUGGCGCUCGCUUUGGAGCCGCUCCGUGGCAAGUGGGAGUUUUGGCGGCUUUGCUCCUGGUGUUUGAAAUCUUUGUGGGUGCGCACAGUGUUGAAGCUCUUGGACGGAGGGAUUUGCAGGUCCAGAAGCUGAAGCAUAUUGCUUUGGGAGAUGCUGCCGCUAGCCCAGACCAUUUUCCCCAGCAGCCAAGUCCGCAACCUGCUUUCGAUUUGGCAACUUUGCGUGUUCCUUAUCAGACGGAAGAUUUUGCUUCGACCCAGCAUGGUCCCGGACUUCGACUUCCCCAAGCUGGCGAGGAAGAAGAGUUUGAACUUGAACCUGAAGAAGAAGAUGCGGAACCUGGGCCCAACUCGCUUGAAAGGCCUCCAGACAGCGUGGCCGAAGUCGUGGAGGACCUACCGCCCCAAGAUCCACCCGCAGGCGAAAAGCCGCUGGUUCUUGAUGAAGUGCGGGCAAGUGAUUUUGGUUUUGGCGAGAAUGGCGUCACAGUCCAGCCUGACGGUCUCUUCAGCCGUCACUGGACAGACCGGGCAACCCUGAAGCACACCUUGCUGACCGGCAAGCCAAAGAUGACUCGCAAAGAAGCGUGUGACAAAAUGCGCACCAGCAGGGAGCAGGGCCGCCGCAAAGCGCUUCCGAAAGAGAAAUGGACAGCGGUCAUGGCGGCAGCCGCAGAGCAGCAUUCCAGCAUCCUUCAGCUCCAGGGUGAGACUUUGUGUUUGAAAGUGAUCCCAGACACAGCGCAGGGCAAGGUGAAGUACCACAAUGAAUUGAUGAGGGCUUGUGGGCUGACUUUGCGGGAGCUGGUGGCCGCCAUGGAGAAAGCAUCCAGCAACCAGGAAAGGAAGCACCAGGAAGAUCGGCGCAAACGGCCCAGAGAUGAGGAGUGA
Messenger RNA from Durusdinium trenchii, 3828 nucleotides. NCBI's taxonomy places the organism in Eukaryota, Dinophyceae, Suessiales, Symbiodiniaceae. The record is from the annotation of a GenBank genome assembly.